AUGACGAUCUUGGCGGCGCAGGCUGGUAUUGCCCUUCAAAACGCACAAAACCACAAGAUGGCGCUCCAGGCCCAGAAAAAGGUCACCGAGGUGCUCGACAUUGUCAAGGCCAUGCACAGCGACUUGGGCAUCAACUCGUUAAUCUUUACGGUGACCCAUCGCAUCCAGCGCCUCGUCGGGUCGGACCGUUGCUCGCUGUACCUGCUCGACAAAGUCACGAACGAGUUGUGGACGCUUCAGGGCGAAGUGGAUAUUCGCAUCCCGUCCAACCAAGGCAUCUGCGGCGCGGUCGCGGAGACCGGCAAGCUCAUCAACCUCAAGAAUGCGUACGAGGAUGCGCGCUUCAACAAGGAGUACGACCAAAAACUCGGGUACAAGACGUCGACCAUUCUCGCGUUGCCGCUGCACAGCCACAAGCACGACGUCAUUGGCGUCAUGCAACUGAUCAACAAGACCGACGGCAUCUUCACGCCAGACGACGAAGAGAUCCUUACGACGUUUCUCAGCAUCGCCGGCCCCAUCUUGGAGAACUCGCCGCUCUUUCUUCGUGCCAAAGGCAGCGGCGAAGAAAACGAACUCACCGGACGGCUUGUCUCGCACGGGAAACCCGUCACGUUCGACCCCGAAAUGAACCAAAUCCAAGAGUCCGACGGCGCCGAAGACGAAGAGUGA
Messenger RNA from Aphanomyces invadans, 672 nucleotides. RefSeq lists its product as hypothetical. Gene Ontology annotation, molecular function: protein binding. Bases 1 to 672 code for a protein of 223 amino acids. The transcript is spliced from 2 exons. The record is from RefSeq and is a predicted model, not a curated record. Lineage: Eukaryota; Oomycota; Saprolegniomycetes; Saprolegniales; Verrucalvaceae.